AUGAUGAGCUGCGGUCACCCCUGUCGCCAUGGCACCAAUGCGGAGGAAAGUACAUGGUAUGGGGUUGACUUCUAUCCUAAUCUCUUCUACAACGACUGGCUGGGCACCACCACUCUCCCCUUUAACCCCGAUAGAAUCCCCAUCCGGUAUAUCAACCGCCCCUGGCCUGCACUGUGUUGGAAGGUCACCGUGUCUGUGGCCUCUCUGUUUCUCCUGCUGGGGGUGGCAGCUCUGACCACUGGCUAUGCUGUGCCCCCCAAACUAGAGCUCGUUAACGAAAGUAAAGUCUCAUCGACGGACGAUCCAGUAGCGGACUACAACCAGGCCCUGAUGACCUGCCGCGUGGUGGGAGCGACGCUGUGCGGCGUCGCUGGCAUCAUGUUGGCUGUCUGCCUCUUCUUGAUCGCCUCUGGUUGGAUGAUCCAGGACAUCAAGGCAGAGCCCCUAGUCACUGAAGCUGACAGCCCUGUGGAGGUAUUCAGGGAUGAGCCCGAGAAGCUGUCCCCUGCCCUCCUUGAGGCCAGCAGUCAGUCGCCGUUCUUGACUCCGCCCAGCCCUUUCGGGCAGCAGUCGGGCAAGCCCCAGCGGGACUUGUAGGUCUGCAGGCCGGAGAAGUCAGACACUUCCCGCCUGGCACUCCUUGCGUUCAUCACCCUGACUUCUUCUCAGUAGUGCCAAUCUCUCUAGGACCCUUAUAGCUUCCCCCUCCCCACAAAUCAAUUCCCAUGCACCAGUCUCACCCCUGCUUAGGUCAGGGGCCAACUCAACCAAGAACUGCUCUUUCAGACUAGUGAAACGGCCCAGAGAGAGCCCAGAAACAGCCCAGGAAGACCCAGGGCCUUCCUGGAGUGACCGAUGAUCUGAGUUUUAUCUCUCAGACCUACAAAGUGGAAGAGGAGAAACUGGCUCCCUCCAGUGGUCCUCUGACUCUCACCCCAACAUCCCACUCACAAAGAAAGGAAAUAAAGAUACACAUUCCAAGGAUUAGGGAAAGUGGAAUGUUUUUGUCCCUCAAAGUGCAACCCCUAG
Apodemus sylvaticus (European woodmouse) is the source of this 1029-nucleotide messenger RNA. It is a transcript of the gene Nrsn2, whose product is annotated as neurensin 2. Gene Ontology annotation, biological process: nervous system development. Lineage: Eukaryota; Metazoa; Chordata; Mammalia; Rodentia; Muridae. Bases 1 to 597 code for a protein of 198 amino acids. The record is from RefSeq and is a predicted model, not a curated record. Gene Ontology annotation, cellular component: neuronal cell body; neuron projection; transport vesicle. The transcript has 2 exons.